AUGCCUGGUUCCCGACCUCGCAACGGCGCUCAGGACAACGCCGGCCUUGAUACCGCGAAUAUCACUCGCUUCUUGUGGGAUGACGAAGAAGGCGGCGGCAAUUCGCACUACAACGCCAGUGACAUGGGCUUUCCUACGCUCACCCGCACAGAGGAUCAAAUCCUUUCUGCAUCUUCGGCUGCGCUGGAUCUUGCCCUCUCAUCGUCGCCUAACCCUGAAACAUCUUCGCACAACUGGAGCACUUCGAUUAACCGUCAUCGCCCACAGCAGAGCCUUUCGGCCCUAAACGGACCAUCCUCUUCCACCUUGGGCACACUUGGUCACCGGCCUGCGUCGCUUCGUCAGUCUCUUGACUUGAACUACAUUGCCGAAAACUCUGAGAACGCGCCUGGCAGCACCACGCCCACGCAAGCAAGCCACACCAUGGCAGCUCCAAGACUCCAGAGCUCCUACUCUUCCAACGAUGUACCAACCGUCAAGAGCCCGACAGGAUCUACUUCCGGCAAUGCUAACAAUCACGCCCAGCAGCAUUUCCACAACCACAAUGCUAGUAUCGGCCGCAUUCCGACGGGCGUUCUCUCUUCCUCGCGAGGACACAGCCGCCAGCUCUCUCAAGAGACAAACACCAACGGUAACGCCGAGCAGCCGGCGAACACUUACCCGUCCAUUCAGUCGACUCUGCACGCCAACGCGCCCGUCUUUGGACCUGGAUCCGGAACUUCCCAAAACAUGAAUGGGCAGCAAUUGCCUGCUACAUCGCAGGGUCCUAUGCAUCCUGGCUUCCAGCCUUACUACCCCGUCAACCCGUACAUGCCCGGCCUCAACGGCGUUAAUGGCAUGCCCGUCAACUACGGCGCUGCUCCAGCGAAUGGCAACUACAACAUCAACAUGCUUACUGCUGGUAUGCAGAACAUGGGGAUGAAUGGCGCUAUGAACGGGAACAUGACCGGCAUGGCUCCCAUGUACCCUGGCCAAAACUUUGUUCCGCCUUACAAUCCUAUGCCCUACAACAAUGGCAACACCAAUGGUAAUGCGAACAAUGGCGGCAACGCCAACAUGGGGCAGCAAGCUCUCCAGCAGCCCCGCGACAGCCAAGCGCGAGUGAUGCAGAACCGCCGCCAGGCAGACAACGAAGCUAUGAGUCGUUACAGUGGCUUACCUCUAGAACACUUCCAUGGACAAAUCUACGAACUUUGCAAAGACCAGCAUGGAUGUCGCUACCUCCAAAAGAAGCUUGAGGAGCAAAACCCAGAUGCGGUUCAUAUGAUCUGGCUCGAGACGAACCAGCACGUCAUCGAGCUAAUGACCGACCCUUUUGGCAACUAUCUGUGCCAGAAGCUUCUUGAAUAUUGCAACGACGAGGAGCGCACAAUUCUGAUCCAGAAUGCUGCCCAAGAUAUGGUUCGCAUUGCUUUGAACACGCAUGGUACUCGAGCGCUGCAGAAGAUGAUUGAGUAUGUUCAAUCUCCUCAGCAGAUUCAGGUCAUCAUUGAGGCGCUUCGUUUUCGUGUCGUCGAGCUUAUUCAGGACCUGAAUGGCAACCAUGUCAUCCAGAAAUGCCUGAACAAGCUCAGCUCCCCCAACUCACAGUUCAUUUUCGAUGCUGUUGGCGGUAGCUGCGUCGAAGUCGGCACGCAUCGCCACGGCUGCUGCGUCCUACAACGCUGCAUUGACCACGCCUCUGGCGAGCAGAAGCUCUGGCUCAUUCAACGCAUCACGGAACACGCUCGGGUACUUGUUCAAGACCCAUUCGGCAACUAUGUCGUGCAGUACAUAAUCGACCUCGGCGAGCCUACCUUCACUGAGCCUAUCGUCGCCACAUUCCAGGGUUGUGUAAGCCAGCUGUCCCGACACAAGUUCAGCUCCAAUGUCAUGGAGAAGUGCUUGCGUUGUGCCCUGCCCCCGUCCAAGGACAUGAUUGUCGAGGAGAUGAUCAGUGCUCAGGAGAUUGAGCGCCUCAUUCGCGACUCCUACGCAAAUUACGUCGUCCAGACCGCGCUUGAGUACGCAACGCCAUCGCAAAAGCACCGCUUGGUGGAGGCCAUUCGCCCAGUAUUGCCCUCUAUCCGCAACACGCCAUACGGACGUCGCAUCCAGGCCAAGAUAUCCACUUACGAUGGCCGCGGCAGCGUGACUGCCUCUGGCCAAGCUACACCGGCAGAUAACACGCAGGGCCAGAUUCCUCUCCGCCCCGCCCACCAAGCUCGAGGCCCGGCCGUAAAUGGAGGAUCUGGUCACUCCUCCCAGACUGGAAGCCAGGUUCUCGAACAGGCCUUGAACGCCUACCAGAACUCAGGUGCCCAGCAAUCUCCUGCCAAUGGCCAUGGCAGCAACAACAACAAUAUCAACAACAACCAGGGUCACAUGAACGGCAAUGUGACGCAGCCUCCCUCGGGCCAGCAAGGUCAGCAGGGUAACGGGGGUCCGUGGAUGUAA
This is a messenger RNA of Emericellopsis cladophorae, 2436 nucleotides long. RefSeq names its product Pumilio domain-containing protein-like protein. Gene Ontology annotation, cellular component: cytoplasm. The coding region runs from base 1 to 2436 and encodes 811 amino acids. The record is from RefSeq and is a predicted model, not a curated record. The transcript has 3 exons. NCBI's taxonomy places the organism in Eukaryota, Fungi, Ascomycota, Sordariomycetes, Hypocreales, Bionectriaceae. Gene Ontology annotation, biological process: post-transcriptional regulation of gene expression. Gene Ontology annotation, molecular function: mRNA binding.